AUGGGGAUUUCAAAUAGAUUCUCAAGAAAUAAAGAUCAAGAAUCCGUUUCAGAUAUCAGCAAUAACAAUGGGAGUUCUGAUAAUGACAAAAUAGGCCUUGAAGGUCCUAGUAAACUUCAAGAUGAUGUUGAUAUUAUUGAUUUACAAGAAGCUUUAUCAUCAGAUAAUGAAGCAAAUAUUGAAGAUUUACCAGAUGAUAUAGCAGAAUUACCAAAAAUCGUUAGAGAAGCUGUUACAUUUGAAGAUGAUCCUUCAACUCCAACGUUUACUUUCCGUUAUGUGUUAUUAUCAUUGAUUUUCAUCCCACCUGGUGCUUUCUUAGAUACUAUAAAUUCUUAUAGAACAACAAGUGCAGCUUAUUCAGUGUUUUUCGUUCAAAUUGCUUCACAUUAUUUAGGUAAAUGGUUAGCAAAAGUCUUACCAAAUUAUGAAGUCAACUUAUAUUUUUUCAAAUUUAAUUUAAACCCAGGUCCUUGGUCAAUAAAAGAAAAUGUAUUAGUUACGUUAACAGCGGCUAGUGGUGCAACGGGGAAUCAAGGUACAACAGCUAUAUCAGUUGCAGAUUUAUAUUAUGGUGAUAAGACAAAUCCAGCAGUUGCAUUGUUCUUCAUGUGGUGUAUAAAUUUCACAGGUUAUUCAUUUGCAGCCAUUGCAAGAAAUUUCUUACUUUAUGAUCCAAAGUUCAUUUGGCCUCAGGCAUUAAUGCAAACAAAUUUAUUCAAUUCAAUGAAAAGAGCGGAUUCUAAUAUUAAAAUUGGUUCUAAACAAAUGAAAGUCUUUUUUGGAGCAAUUAUUGCAAUGACUAUUUGGCAAUUUUUCCCUGAAUUUAUUUUCCCAAUGACUUCAUCAUUAGCAUUUUUAUGUUGGGUUGCACCACGUAAUGAAGUUGCAAAUUUUAUAGGUGGUGGACUUGGUGGUAUGGGGUUCUUAAACAUUUCAUUAGAUUGGUCAAAUAUUGGAUCAAGUGUUAUGUUGUCACCAUAUUGGACUAUAGUUGUUCAAUUUGUUGCAUUUGUUCUAGGUGCUUGGAUUUUGAUACCUGCUGCUAAAUGGGGGAAUUUAACAUCUUUUAAACAUGGUUUAAUGUCUAAUAAAUUAUUUACUGCUGAAGGUGAUCCAUAUCCAACUACUGAAUUAAUGAUUAGAGAAGGCCAUGAUAUUUUUUUCAAUCAAACUGCUUAUGAAGUUUAUGGUCCUUUACAUAUGGGUGCUCAAAGAGCUUGGGGUAUGUUUUUCGAUUAUGCUGCAUACAUUUCUGCAAUUUCAUGGAUUUUGUUAUUUGGAUUAAAAGAUGUUUCGCAAGCAUGGUCCAAAUUUAAAGAAAGAUACACUCAGAAAACAACCUCAAGAAAAGAAAACAACUAUAAAACUAUUAGUGAAACAUAUUCAGAUAGACUUAACAAAAUUCAAUCAGCAUAUCCUGAUGUUCCAUUAUGGUGGUAUCUUGUUUUAUUUGGUAUAACUUUUGUGGUUUUAAUUACAAUCUUUGCAACUGGUCAUAUGUUCAUUCCAUGGUAUACAUACCUUGUUGCCUUAGGAUUUGGUGCAGUUAUUGUUGUUCCAUUAGGUUAUCUUUAUGCAAUUUCUAAUUUUCAAUUAGCAAUCGGUUCUUUCAAUGAAUUAAUGUUUGGAUUAAUCAUUCAAAGUAGAUCAGGAGGAAAACAUCCAGCUAGUGCAAGUUCAUAUGGUGCUAUUGCAGGGGAUGCAUGGUAUCGUGCACAAUAUAUGUUACAAGAUCAAAAAAUUGGCCAUUAUAUGCAUAUUAAUCCUAGACAUGUUUUCUGGUCACAGAUUGUUGGUCAAUUAUUUGGUGUUCCUUUCAACUAUUUAGCUUUAAGAUGGGCUAUUGAUACUAAAAGAGAUUAUUUGGAUGGUACUUUAACAGAUCCUUUACACCAAUGGACUGGUCAAAGUAUUCAAAGUUAUAAUACUAUGGCUGUUCAAUAUGUUCUCGUGGGCCCUUCAAAAUUAUUUUCAUUAUCAUAUAAUAAAAUCAUUCCUUAUGGAUUCUUAUUUGGAGCUUUAGCACCAGUGGUUAUUUAUGCGCUACAUAGAGCGUUCCCAAAGGGUAAAUUCAAUUUAUGGAAUAUAACAGUCUUCAGUUCGGCAAUGUCUGGAUUUUAUGGUAAUUUAUCUACAGGUUAUGUAUCACAAAUCAUAGUUGGUACUAUUUCAAUGUUUUAUUUCUUUAGAUAUAGACAUAAAUUAUGGGCAAGAUAUAAUUAUUUAUUAGCUGCUGCAUUUGAUACAGGGUUUAAUUUAUCAAUAUUGUUGAUCUUUAUAUUCUUCAGUGCUGGGAAGCAGGUUACCAUGCCUAACUGGUGGGGGAAUAAUGCAGAUUCUGUUGAAAGAUGUUUUGCACUAUGA
This is a messenger RNA of Hansenula ciferrii, 2367 nucleotides long. Its product is annotated as OPT family oligopeptide transporter. The coding region runs from base 1 to 2367 and encodes 788 amino acids. Gene Ontology annotation, molecular function: oligopeptide transmembrane transporter activity. The transcript has a single exon. NCBI's taxonomy places the organism in Eukaryota, Fungi, Ascomycota, Saccharomycetes, Phaffomycetales, Wickerhamomycetaceae. Gene Ontology annotation, biological process: transmembrane transport. The record is from RefSeq and is a predicted model, not a curated record.